Molecule: messenger RNA, 843 nt
Organism: Cyclocybe aegerita
Lineage: Eukaryota; Fungi; Basidiomycota; Agaricomycetes; Agaricales; Hemipholiotaceae
Source: the annotation of a GenBank genome assembly
AUGAGGUAUAAAUUUGCCGCCAGAGAUGACUCUUGUCCUAGCUUUCCUCUUCAAUUUCCUCACGAUGGAUACGUUGCUCCUCACCAGCUCUGGAAUAACAGUAACACGACUAUGACAUUCGACAACCAUCCAUCUCAAUAUCCUGCUAACUAUCCCCAACACCAGCCGCUACAAGGGCAAUAUUCCCCGAACUACCAACACCGCCCGGUCUCUCAACAAUCGUACUCGCAAGAACGGCGAGGCUCCGCGUCACUCGCCGUCGUUGGAAACUUCACACCCGGCAUGCAGCACCAGCUUUCCUCAAACCCUCUGCCCACACCUCAGUCCAUUCUCGAUGGAACAUUCGAGGCUGCUGUCGCGUACGCCGAUACCAACCGAGACGUCGUCACCUACGUUCCCCGUCGCCCAGAAUACUCUGGAGAGCCAUCUCUCCCGAGUAUCAUCUUCAGCGUCCAUGGCCGGCCAGGGCCAUUCAUAGGAGAUAUUAUUGACGGCAAGGUCGUGCUGGACGGCGCCUACGAUUUGGUGUUCAGGGACAAGCUAUGGAAGCAGACCAGCUUGACCGUCGAUUGGCCUGGUGUCACGUCAAGUUCAGGGUAUAUUCCUUGCUUCCGCGACAACCGCGAUCUUACACGCACCGAGGUUGCGAAAAUCGUAGCUGAAAACGUCAAGGCUAUCGUCUCUACUGGGCUCAGCGGCAAGCCUCUGAAAUGGGGCCCGCAAGUGAUCGAUGCAUACUCGAAGCGAUGGAACCUGAGGAAGAUCGAUUAUCGCGAUGUCCGCCUCAUCGCGAUUAAUUACUAUCGGAAGACGUGGAUUCCUGUCCUCGCAGUUAACGCAUGA